AUGGAUAGAAAUGGAGAAUCAAUGUUAACAUCAAUUUUUUGGAGAGAAAUCAAUGAGUAAUUUUUCAUGGUUUAAUCUCCUAUCAAUAAAUCUGAUAUUAGAAUCUUUAAAAAGAAAUGUAAUCAUAUUAUUCAUAAAAUAGUUUCUAAUAAUGUAAACUUAAAUUGUCAUAAAUUAUUAGAUCUAGUUCUUAGAAAGAAUAAGAGAUCUAAAUUAUCUUAAUUCAACUUCAUUAAUUUAAAUUAAAGACUUUCAUUACUCUUACAAUAAAGAAAACAUCGUUCAGAUCCUAUUUAAAAUUUAAUUGAUGAAAUGAUAGACCAAAUUUGUUUUACUCAUCUUAUCUAAGAAUUACAGAAGUCUUAAGAUCUUAUUAAAAAUAUGUCCCAAAAAUCAGAAUAAAAACAAUAACUUAUUUAUAAUUAAGAAAAUUAAAUCUUAACUAAUUUACAUCACAUGAUAGAUUCUAAGGAUGAAUUAAGCCAAAAAAUAUUAUAACUUGAAUAAUAAUUAGAACAACUUGAUACUUCAAAUACUCUAUAAUAGUAAAUAUUUUAAUUAAAUAUUAUUAGACUUGAAUAACAUAUCCAAGAAAUUAAUAAUACUCUCCUUUUUACUUAUUCUUGCUAGAUUCUUCAAGAGAAUUCAAUUAAAUUAACCAGAUCUAGAAUUAAAAAUCAAUAAGAAGAACUAUCAAUAUUAAAGAAUUUAAUAAUUUUACAUGAAGAUUAUCAAGUUGCUGAAAGUAUUGGUAAAGCUACCUUCAAUUAAUAAAGUAAAUUCAACUAACAAAUUAUGAAAAGGUAACACAAUUACUGUGAUCUUUGAUAAAUAUUUGAGUCAAACUUAAAUCGAUCUCAACUUGGAACAUUUUGAAUAACUUUAAAAAUUAAGAGAAAUACCUUAUGAAUUCCCUGAUUAAUUGUGUGGACUCAGAUCUGAUGUAUAAUUUUAAGUUAUUUAGAAUGUAUUCGAAAUGGAAAUGUGCCAUUUUUGUAAAUUAAUGAUUGAUAUUAAAAAUCUGAAAUAAUGUUAAUAUAAUCAUUAUUAAAUGGGUUUACAUGAAUAUGAUGAAGAUUUAUUAAUCUGUUAGAGAUAUUAAAUAAAUAUAAAGUCAUAAUAAUCAUAUAUUUUAGAUCUUUAUUCUACAAAUUACAUAAUUGAAAGUACAUUUAAAUUAUAAUAUAUCUUAGAUUAAUAGAUUCAAUGUAAAAGAUACUUUUGUUUAAAAUGUUUAAAAUAUGAAUUUGAUUCAUAUGAUAUUAAUCAAUUUCUGUGGAUUUGUCCAUUAUGUAAAGUAAAUAAUGUAUAAUAUUUAAUCUAGGGAUUAUGUACUUGUAUUAGAUGUUCUAAAAAUGAAACUAUUUAUAAAUUAAAAAGAUAAUAUUUAGAAUUAGAUGGAGAUUUAGAAGAUAUAUAUUAAUCAUCAUAUUUUGAAAUGCUUGUUAAGGAAAAAAGAAAAUUAAUUAAAAACAUUCCUAUUGAAUUUAGUAAUUUAUUCAAAAAUUAAUAUGAAAAUAAUGAAGACAUUGUAAUACAAAAGAGUUAACUUAAUGACAAGAAAUAAAUUACCAAAAGAAUUUUUAAAAAGAAAAUCAAAAAAAAUGAUACAGUAUUAAUAUCAAAAUCACAUAAACUUACACAUAUUGAAAGUUCAUAAUCAUCAGUAAAAAUUAAGAAAUCAAAUAAAAUCAAAAAGAGUACUUUGUUUUUUAAUAAUAAUCAUAAUGAUCCUUUUAAUUAAUAAAUCUUUAUUUAAUGA
Messenger RNA from Paramecium pentaurelia, 1762 nucleotides. Lineage: Eukaryota; Ciliophora; Oligohymenophorea; Peniculida; Parameciidae. The record is from the annotation of a GenBank genome assembly.